Messenger RNA from Vicugna pacos (alpaca), 3233 nucleotides. It is a transcript of the gene PXYLP1, whose product is annotated as 2-phosphoxylose phosphatase 1. Gene Ontology annotation, biological process: chondroitin sulfate proteoglycan biosynthetic process; glycosaminoglycan biosynthetic process; dephosphorylation. Lineage: Eukaryota; Metazoa; Chordata; Mammalia; Artiodactyla; Camelidae. The record is from RefSeq and is a predicted model, not a curated record. Gene Ontology annotation, cellular component: Golgi apparatus. Gene Ontology annotation, molecular function: phosphatase activity.
GGGGCGCUGCGGGAUGCCGCGCUGUUCUGAGGCGGGUGUGAGCUUCCCUCGCUUUGCCCGCGCCGGGCGGAGCAGGCGGUGAGCGCCGAACCCGGAGCGCAGCUGUGGGGCCGGGGCCCGGCCGGCACCAUGGGCGCUCCGCGCCUCGCCUGCCUCGCCUGCCUCCAUCCGCGUCCCCGCCCCUCCAGCCCGCUCCCGCUCGGCCCCCGCACUCCUGCCGCCUGAUUCCUGCCCAAACUGGAGCUCCCAGGAUCCCCCUUCCCCAGCAAUUCCGAGGCGGCUGGUCUCCAGGACGGGUUCCCAAUUUGAGGUGAAACCAUGAAGAGAAGAUAGAACAGAUAAUAAUGCUUUUCCGCAAUCGCUUCUUGCUGCUGCUGGCCCUGGCUGCGCUGCUGGCCUUCGUGAGCCUCAGCCUGCAGUUCUUCCACCUGAUCCCGGUGUCGACAGCUAAAAAUGAAGUGAGCAGCAAGAGUCGAAAGAGAAUCAUGCCUGAGCCAGUGACGGAGCCCCCAGGGGCAGACCCUGUUUACGAAGCCCUGUUGUACUGCAACAUUCCCAGCGUGGCUGAGCGCAGCAUGGAAGGUCACGCUCCGCAUCAUUUUAAGCUGGUCUCCGUGCACGUGUUCAUUCGACACGGGGACAGGUACCCACUGUAUGUCAUUCCCAAAACGAAGCGCCCAGAAAUUGACUGCACUCUGGUGGCUAACAGGAAACCAUAUCACCCUAAGCUGGAGGCUUUCGUUAGUCACAUGUCAAAAGGAUCCGGAGCCUCUUUCGAAAGCCCCUUGCACUCACUGCCUCUUUACCCUAGUCACCAGCUGUGUGAGAUGGGAGAGCUGACGCAGACAGGGGUUGUGCAGCACCUGCAGAACGGCCAGCUGCUGAGGGACAUCUAUCUAAAGAAACACAAGCUCCUGCCGAGUGACUGGUCCACGGGCCAGCUUUACUUAGAGACCACUGGCAAAAGCCGGACGCUGCAGAGUGGGCUGGCCUUGCUUUAUGGCUUUCUCCCCGAUUUUGACUGGAAGAAGAUUUAUUUCAGGCACCAGCCCAGUGCUCUGUUCUGCUCUGGAAACUGCUAUUGCCCGGUGAGGAACCAUUAUCUGGAAAAGGAGCAGCGUCGGCAGUACCUGUUACGUUUGAAAAACAACCAGCUGGAGAGGACCUACGGGGACAUGGCCAGGAUCGUGGACGUCCCCACCAAGCAGCUCCGGGCUGCCAACCCCAUAGACUCCAUGCUCUGCCACUUCUGCCACAACGUCAGCUUCCCUUGCACCCGCAAUGGCUGCAUUGGCAUGGAGCACUUCAAGGUGAUCAAGAUGCAUCAGAUAGAGGAUGAGAGAGAGAGGCAGGAGAAGAAACUGUAUCUGGGGUACGCGCUCCUUGGCGCCCACCCCAUCCUGAACCAGACCAUCGGCCGCAUGCAGCGCGCCGCAGAGGGCAGGCGGGGAGAGCUCUUUGCUCUCUACUCGGCUCACGAUGUCACCCUGUCGCCAGUUCUUAGUGCCUUGGGCCUUAAGGAAGCCAGAUUCCCGAGGUUUGCAGCCAGGCUGAUCUUUGAGCUGUGGCAAGACAGGGAGAAACCCAGCGAGCACUCCGUCCGGAUUCUCUACAACGGCGUGGAUGUCACGUUCCACACCUCCUUCUGCCGGGACCACCACAAGCGUUCUCUCAAGCCCAUGUGCCCCCUCGAAAACUUAGUCCGCUUUGUCAAAAAGGACAUGUUUGUGGCCCUUGGUGGUGGUGGUACUAAUUAUCAUGAUGCAUGUCACAGGGAAGGACUCUGAAAGGUAGGCAGUGCGGCGCUAACAGAAUCUAUGUCAAUACGAAGAGGUGGGAAAGGUUCGCUUCUAUUUCUAUCUGUUGCUAAGGGUACAAAACGAUAGACUUUUAAAGGCCGGAGAUUGUGCUUGGGGGCCACGUAGAUGGUUUGGGUUGAACAGUGAGUAUAUUGCUGUAACUGGGUACAUGAGUGACUUGGUCCACAACGGCGAGUUCACAGGAAAGGAAGGUACUUAAUCAUAGCCAGAUUCUCCUUAUGAUGCCAGAAUAAUACUUCAGUACCCAAAGUUGCCAAUCUAAAUGUGUAUUCUUUUGAUCUGCCUUGGUACUGUAUGAUGGAACCAGCAAACCUCAGCCAAAAUUUUCAUAAUCUGGGGCAAUAUGACCUUGUCCCUGUUCAGUGAAAAAUGGCCUGAAGUAAUUUCUCUAAAAUCAGGGUGGGCAAACUUUUUCUGUAAAGAGCCAGAUAGUAAAUAUUAUAGGAUUUGUGGACCAAAAGACCACAUAGAGCGUCUGGCACAGCUACGUGGCUCUGCUCUUAUAAGAUGAGAGCAACCACAGACAAUGUGAGUGAGUAAGCGUGGCUGUGUUCACUGGCCACACAAAACACGUAGUGGGCCAGGUGUGGCCCAUGGGCUGUAGUUUGCUGACCCCUGAGCUAAAAGCCAGGCUCUGCUACAACUGCACCUUCAGCACUUUGAGAGAGCACCAGCUGAAUACUGAGACUCAUUCAGCGGUGCCUCCACUAACUUCUGUGAGAAACACGGAAUCUGGUCUGUAUCCGACAUUAUAACACAACCUGAGGGGAGGUAAACAAGGACUUACAGUGAAUCAGAGAAAAAUCAUUAGAAUAAUACUUGAUGUUCAUGAUGAUUGUGGUAUAAGAUAGUUUCGAGUAUGUUUGAAAUAUUUGUCUGCUGUAGUCUACUUGCUGUAUAUGCUGAAAUUUUUGUAUUCCAUUUAGUAUUUUUAUAGUCUAGGAGAAUAUUUUCUAAGACCAGUUUUAGAUGUGCUCUUAUUCUAUGUACUAUUCAGUUUCCUCUAUCUGCUUGGUGGUUUAGAAGGGAGCCGGAAGCUUGAGAUCAGGUACUUUCUUCCAGUAAAACUAAUGAUGGCUCAUUCCCUCUAACAAGCCGUAGAGUCGGAUUGAUUUUUAAACCAUUUUCGUCAGUUUCAAAUGGUAAAUUUCGAAUUUGGUUUUUAAAUAAGUUUUUGGAAGAACUUUGUUACUAGAUAGUUAAAUAAUCUUUGUAAGGUAUUUUAUAUAUUAGAAGCAAUUAUAAUUAAAUCUGUGAUUUCUGACUAAAAUGGUGCUAGUUCUGUGCGAAGAAAUGUCAAGUACAAGUGAGAUUCCCCAGUGCCGUUGGCAUUGCAUCCUUCCCUCUUUGUUUUUGUCCAAUGUUGCAUUUGAAUAUGUCUGUUUCUAUUAAUAAAUUUUUGAAGAAAACUCA